CAAUCCAUUUCUGCGCCCUCAGAUGUGUCGUUUGUGGAUUGCUGAUCUCACUUUCUACCUAACAAUCCAAACUUCUAUACCUAAACCUCGCCACCAACCCCGAUAAUUUGGUUUACAUGAACCUGAUACUUGCAAUCGUUUUCCUAUCAAACUCUCUUUUCUUGCCUUCCACCAAACGCACAUUUCUCUGCACUUUUCUGGGCUUUUGUUUUUUAGAUCCCUCUCUCGGUUUGUAAUCCUUUUUCUUUCUUGGAAAAUGGAGGCAAAGCUGUUAGGAUUCGCUUCUCCUGGUGUAGUAAGCCCCAGUAACUCCAAGAUUUCAAGAUUAAGUACCCCUUUUGUCCACCAAAUAUCGCACAAACAUAGCAGCUUUUGGUGUCAAAAUUCAAGAUUUCCUAGGCAGGGUAUUAAGUUAAUACAAGCCUCUGCAACUUCCAUUGGAUUGACACCGAAAAAUAGGGUCGAUGAGACUGAGAGCUAUACUCUUGAUGGUAUACGGAACUCGUUAAUUCGGCAAGAAGAUAGCAUUAUAUUCAGCCUUGUCGAGAGAGCCCAGUAUUGCUACAACGCGGACACAUAUAAUCCUGAUGCUUUUUUCAUGGAUGGAUUCCAUGGUUCUUUGGUUCAGUACAUGGUCAGAGAAACUGAAAAACUUCAUGCUAAGGUUGGAAGAUACAAGAGUCCGGAUGAGCAUCCUUUCUUCCCUGAUGAUUUACCUGAACCAAUUUUGCCUCCUCUGAAAUACCCUCGGGUUUUACAUCCAGCCUCAGAUUCGAUCAAUAUAAAUGUCAAAAUAUGGGAUAUGUACUUCCGGAAUCUUCUCCCUAGAUUAGUUAAAGAAGGUGACGAUGGUAACUGCGGAUCAGCCGCAACUUGUGACACAAUUUGCUUGCAGGUUCUGUCGAAAAGAAUACAUUAUGGUAAAUUUGUGGCGGAAGCAAAAUACCGAGCCUCCCCGGAUGUCUAUAAUGCUGCCAUUAAAGCACAAGACAAAGACCAACUGAUGGAUUUGCUAACAUAUCCAACAGUCGAAGAGGCAAUCAAAAGGAGGGUCGAAAUGAAAACCAGAACUUAUGGGCAAGAUGUGACUGUAGACGUAGGUGUAGAUGGAACCGAUCCAGUUUACAAAAUUAAUCCAAUCCUAGUUGCCGAUCUAUAUGGGGAGUGGAUCAUGCCUUUGACAAAGGAAGUGCAAGUUCAGUAUUUACUGAGAAGGCUCGACUGAAUGGAAGGAUGGUUGGUAUAAUGUUUGAUUGUUAUGGUAAAAGCUGCUGCUUCUUUUUUUUAUUUAUUUUUUAUUUUUUCCCUCUGUAUAUUAAUACUGAGACAACUGACAGCAUGCAACCAGAAGCUUCAAUUAUAAAGUUGGCUAUUGAAUAAAAUUACUUGGGAAAACCUAAGUUGUUGCAAGUGAUAA
Olea europaea var. sylvestris is the source of this 1417-nucleotide messenger RNA. RefSeq names its product chorismate mutase 1, chloroplastic. Bases 257 to 1225 code for a protein of 322 amino acids. Gene Ontology annotation, biological process: aromatic amino acid biosynthetic process; chorismate metabolic process. The record is from RefSeq and is a predicted model, not a curated record. Gene Ontology annotation, cellular component: cytoplasm. Gene Ontology annotation, molecular function: chorismate mutase activity. Lineage: Eukaryota; Viridiplantae; Streptophyta; Magnoliopsida; Lamiales; Oleaceae. The transcript has 6 exons.